Molecule: messenger RNA, 1028 nt
Organism: Ochotona curzoniae (black-lipped pika)
Lineage: Eukaryota; Metazoa; Chordata; Mammalia; Lagomorpha; Ochotonidae
Gene: NXPH3
Product: neurexophilin 3
Exons: 2
Coding region: 80-829 (249 amino acids)
Molecular function (GO): signaling receptor binding
Source: RefSeq, a predicted model, not a curated record
GGACGGCGCGCCUGAAGGCGCAGGAAGGGGACUACGGGGCCUGGGGCCCCGAAAGGAGAGGAAGACAGAAAGGAGGAAGAUGCAACUGACCCGCUGCUGCUUCGUGUUCCUACUGCAAGGCAGCCUGUAUCUGGUCAUCUGUGGCCAGGAUGAUGGCUCCCCUGGCUCGGAAGACCCUGAACCUGACAACCACGAGGACCAUUCCCGGUCCCGGGUUCCUAGGAAACGGGGCCACAUCUCACCCAGGUCCCGCCCUGUGGCCAGCUCCACGCUCCUAGGGCUGCUGGCUCCACCGGGAGAAGCCUGGGGGGUUCUCGGGCAGCCCCCCAACCGCAGCCCCUCGCCCUCAGCCAAGGUGAAGAAAAUAUUUGGCUGGGGUGACUUCUAUUCCAACAUUAAGACGGUGGCCCUAAACCUGCUGGUCACGGGGAAGAUCGUGGACCACGGCAACGGGACCUUCAGCGUCCACUUCCGCCACAACGCCACGGGCCAGGGCAACAUCUCCAUCAGUCUUGUGCCCCCCAGCAAAGCUGUGGAGUUCCACCAAGAGCAGCAGAUCUUCAUCGAAGCCAAGGCCUCCAAGAUCUUCAACUGCCGGAUGGAGUGGGAGAAGGUGGAACGGGGCCGCAGGACCUCGCUCUGCACCCACGAUCCAGCCAAGACCUGCUCUCGAGACCACGCCCAGAGCUCGGCCACGUGGAGCUGCUCCCAACCCUUCAAGGUCGUCUGUGUUUACAUUGCCUUCUAUAGCACGGACUAUCGGCUGGUCCAGAAGGUGUGCCCAGAUUACAACUACCACAGUGACUCCCCCUACUAUCCCUCGGGGUGAGCCCAGGCACGGCUGAGAGGACGGGCCUGCCCCUCCAUCCCCCAUGCAGAAGGAGGCCAUCCACCUGUCCGGACACUGGGCAGGGCAGGGCUGCUGCAGGCAGACAGGCAAGGAAGGGAGUGGAGAGGAGGAACUGCCAAGUGAGUGCUGCCCAGGCCGAGUCUCCAGUGUCAAGGAAGGGGUCCCCAGCACUGGCCAC